Poeciliopsis prolifica (blackstripe livebearer) is the source of this 10190-nucleotide messenger RNA. Its product is annotated as protein sidekick-1-like. The record is from RefSeq and is a predicted model, not a curated record. Lineage: Eukaryota; Metazoa; Chordata; Actinopteri; Cyprinodontiformes; Poeciliidae. The transcript has 46 exons. The coding region runs from base 920 to 7510 and encodes 2196 amino acids. Gene Ontology annotation, molecular function: protein binding. Gene Ontology annotation, biological process: cell-cell adhesion.
AGCGCUCAGCUCUGGAAGACACUUUGCUUCAGACGGUCUCCUCAAAGCUCAAAUAGGGCGCCGACUUCCACCGAGACGGAGGAAAAAACGCCUGAAGCUUGCUUCAAAUAGGAAGAGAAUCCCAGUGAGUAAAAACUGAAUAAUUAAGAUAUAUUUGAAGUGGCGUAGUUUUGGUCGGAAGCAGCUGAAGACUGGGACUGAAAAAAGCGAAGAAGCCUGAACCGGCGUCGCAGCAACAGCUUUUAGGUUUGACCCACUCGUUGUGUUUAUCUAUUUUUGUUUUCCAUUCAGUACAAACCCAUUUCCCUCAGACACACACAAGCUGCUCUCUCUCUCUCUCUCUCUGUGUGUGUGUGUGUGUGCGUGUGUGUUUUAAAACCCGUGUGUCGUAAAUUUCCCCCGUUCAAUUUGAGCUGCUGGAGCAUCACAGCGCGACAAGUGAAAUACGAGAGAAGGAGCGGAAAUCAUUUACUGCUGGCGUUAAAGUUGAGGGGGAAAGAGCAAAGUGGUACCCGAGAUUAAAAGCAACCACAGGAUCUCAUUUUUUUUCAACCCAAAUCCAGAGUUAUUCACAGACUGAAUUACUAGAUUGUUGCAGAGAAUAAGCCGAUAAAACACACUGGAACGUAUUCACUUUUCUGUUCAUCAAUCCAAAUAAAAAGAGGCGUCGUGGGUCUCACAAGCUCUCUGGAUCGCAGUGAGAGAUUACGGUUUUCUAAAACCUGCCUUUUUUGAACGCUUGGCUCGGGAAGCUGAAAGGCUUGGCAGUGGGGAAAAACUCCUGGAUCUUCAGUCCUGAUCUGCGCUGCCAGCUUUUGGAGCACCGAAACAUCGAGGCUCUUCUGCCGCAACACGCCGCGCGGGGCAGGAAGAGCUGCUGGAGUGAACCGGACUUUCUCCACCGCUUUUACGCGUGAGGAUGAACCCGAGAGGCAGCAGUGAGAGAUCCCGGAAUGGGAAUCUGCCUCUUUUCCUGAUCCUUCUCGCCUGCAGCUCCCACAUGUUGCACGGCCAAGAAGUUGCUCCCUAUUUGCGAGGAGGAGAACGGGGUCAGCAGGUGGUGCUGGAGGGAAACAGGCUGGUGCUGACCUGCCCAGCGGGAGGCAGCUGGCCUUUGCAGUACCGCUGGACUCUGAACAACACUAACAUCACAGACUGGACACCACAAUACAGGUUGUCGGUGCCAUCUCUGCAGAGGGCUGAUGCUGGCUUGUAUCAGUGCAUGGUGAAGAACAGAAUGGGGGCUAUAAUACACAGGAGAACAGAGAUACACGUUGCCUUUCUGGGAAAUUUCAGUUCUGGAGAGCAGAGGAAGACAGCAACUCAGGGCCGAGCCGUCAUCAUCAGCCCACCUCCACUGGCUUCGUUUCCCCAACCCCUGGUCACAUGGUACAAAGACGGACUUAAGAUCAUCCCCAACAACCGAUUAGCCAUCACUUUGGAAAAUCAGCUCGUUGUCCUGGUAACCACUCCAGCAGAUGCAGGACAUUACCAUGUAGAGGCAAUGAACGAGAUGACAGGAGAGAUUGUCACAAGCCCUGCUGUCUACCUCAACAUCUCAGAUUCUGGGUCAGAGCUUGUAGCUCCAGAUAUUGUAAUUGGACCUAAAAACACAACAGUUGUUUUGGGAAAGGAGGCUACGCUGGAAUGCAUUGCCAAUGCCAGACCGGUUGAUGGCCUUGCAGUGUUAUGGAAACAUAACGGACGUCGGCUGGGUAGUGGGCGUCGGCUUAUUGUUCCUGUUGCCACCUCCUCGGAUUCAGGGUUGUAUGUUUGUGAAGUGUUGGUUAGCAACAGCACUAUCAAACCCGUGGAGGCAAGGGCAUUCCUGACAGUAAUGGAGCCACCUUCACUGACUGUUCAACCCAAAAGGAAAGUCUUUGCCAAACUCGACAGAAAUAUAGAAAUCCCCUGCAAGGCUUCAGGUGUACCACAGCCAAGGAUUGAGUGGUAUAAGGACACAGUGCCUCUUUCCAAACUGGCCAACGCUCGCUACAGGGUCAGCUCGGCCGCUGGGCUGACCAUACGCAAGAUACAGCCAGGAGACGGAGGAAUAUUCCAGUGCUUUGCUCGCAGCCCAGCAGGAGAGAUUCAAGCUCACACAGAGCUCCUUGUUUCAAGUGCGGCUCCCACACUUCUGUCCCCUCCUUUUGACCAGACAGUAACUGAUGGUGACAUGGCUUUGUUUACCUGUCAGAACAGUGGCGCUCCAAAACCUGCCGUCACCUGGAGAAAAGGAUCACAAGUCAUAGCCAGUGGCUUGGCUCAGGUUCCCAGGUUCAUGCUGCUGCAGUCAGGCAGUUUGCAGAUUCAGCCAGUCAGCAUCCAGGAUUCAGGAGAAUUCACCUGCAUCGUGUCCAACUCUGAGGGAACCAUCAACACCACGGCUGCACUCACUGUGUGGAGUCGUACAGUUAUUUCUGUGCCUCCAAAUGACCAGCGUGUAAUCAAAGGAACCACAGCUGUUCUCACCUGUAAUGCAACACAUGACCCCAGAAUUAAUAUCAGCUUUAAGUGGUAUCGCAGCGGUGUGCCUGUGCUGCCGAGCAGCGGUGGCCGUGUUUCUGUGCAGCCAGGUUCUUUGACUAUUAGCCAGACGUGGUCAGGUGACAUUGGGGAUUACACUUGCAGCGUGAUGUCACAAGCAGGCAAUGACUCCCAGUCUGCACGCCUCGAAGUCAUUGAGCUACCACACUCUCCCCGCUCCCUAACGGCUCGUCUCAAUGACUCAGACUCCCGCUCUGUCCACCUGUCCUGGCUGCGGCCCUUUGAUGGAAACUCCCCUCUUCUCUACUACGUCUUGGAGCUCUCAGAGAACAAUUCUCCAUGGAAGGUCUACCUAUCUGAGGUGGAUCCUGCAGUGAGUGAGGUAUCAGUGGGCGGACUCACACCUGCAAGAACCUACCAGUUCCGACUCUGUGCUGUCAAUCAAGUGGGAAGGGGUCAAUAUAGUGCUGAAACACAGAGGAUGAUGCUUCGAGAAGAGGCGCCGAGUGCUCCCCCUAAUAACAUUGUGGCCAGCGGUCGCACAAACCAGUCCAUUAUGGUCCAGUGGCAGCCUCCUCCAGAAUCCGAGCUUAACGGUAUUCUUCGAGGAUAUGUCCUAAGGUACCGUCUGGCUGGGUUGCCGGGGGACUACCAAGAAAAAAACAUUAGCAGCCCAGAGACUAACUACUGUCUGCUGAAGGACCUCAUCAUCUGGACUCAGUACCAGAUCCAGGUGGCUGCCUACACAGGAGCUGGCCUGGGUGUCUACAGCCGGCCUGUCACAGAAUACACGCUGCAGGGAGUUCCCACAUCACCUCCACAGGAAGUGGAAGUUGUGGCUAUUAAUUCGACCUCCAUCCGUUUCACAUGGAACUCUCCACCUCAGCAGUUCAUUAAUGGUAUCAACCAGGGGUACAAGCUCCUUGUCUGGCCGGAACAAUCUCCUGAGGAGGUUAGAGUGGUAAUCAUCACUCCUGACUACCCGAGCUCCCGGCACACAGGAUUAGUCAGCGGUCUCAGGAAGUUCACCUGGUACUACGGUUCAACUCUCUGCUUCACCACACCUGGAGAUGGCCCCUGCAGUGCACCCACCCUUCUUCAGACACACGAGGACACACCUGGACGUGUUUGCCACCUGAGCUUCACUGAAAUCCUCGACACAUCCCUUCGAGUCAGCUGGGCUGAGCCACAGGACAAGAAUGGCAUCAUCACUGCCUGCUUCCCAACUCCCCUGACAGGUUACAUGCUGUGGUGGGAGGUGCCUAGUGUAAGGUCAAGCAGAGUGGAGCGCUCCUUGUCCAACUCUACUUUGGAGUACCAGCUGUCAGGCCUCACCUCCACCACUACGUACACCAUUCAGGUGGCAGCGCUGACGGGUGCAGGACAGGGCCUGGUCACGUCUUCCACCGUGUCCACCGGCGUCCCACCAGAGCUUCCUGGGGCUCCCUCCAACCUGGUUAUCUCUAACAUUAGUCCACGAACAGUGACGCUCAGGUUCCGCCCUGGUUCUGAUGGUAAGACCGUCAUAUCCAGAUGGAUCGCUGAAGGACAGGUGGUGAAGGAGGAUGGGAGAGAGGAGGCAUGGAGAGUCGUUUACCAGAAAGACAACAAGCCGAAUGCAGACACGCUGGAGAUCCAGAGCCUCACUCCCUUCACUCAGUACAGGUUUAGGAUCAGGCAGGUGAACAUCAUUGGUUCCAGUCCAAUGAGCGCCCCCUCUAGGCUGAUUCAAACACUACGGGCUACCCCUGACACCUACCCAUCCAACCUGAGCCUCGUGUCUGUGACACAGACCAGUCUACAUUUUAGCUGGAAGCCUCUUCCACAGUCAGAGUACAACAGCAGCCCAGAGACUGUGGGCUACCGGAUCCGUGUUUGGAGGACAGAUGGAGAUGGGGAGGACAGAAUUGAGGACAUAAAGGGUGGAGUUGGAACCACUGAAGCCACAAUAGAUGGGCUAAGUCCCUGGACCCACUACCAGGUUCAGAUCCAGGCCUCAAACUCCAUAGGACCAGGACCAUGGAGCCAAACAGUCCCAGCAUGCACCGCAGAGGCUGCUCCAUCUAGAUCUCCAGAAAAUGUAACUGCUGAGGCAGUGAGUUCCUCCAGGAUCAUACUCACCUGGUCUGCUCUUCCUGAGACACAAAGGAACGGACUCAUUAUUGGGUAUAAGGUGUUGUACCGUGAGAAAGACUCAGACACUCCCCCUAGUGUUCAGGUGGUACAAGGAGACAGAAAUCUAACACUGCUUCUGAGUUCCCUUCAAAAAUAUAAAAUGUAUGCACUGCAAGUGUUGGCGUUCACACAGGUUGGAGACGGCCCUGCCAGCAGCCCUGUCCUCCUCAGAACCAAAGAAGACGUACCUGGUCCCCCAAUCCGUAUGAUGUUUCCAGAGGUUCGACUGACAUCGGUUCGGGUGGUCUGGCAGCCUCCUGCGUUUCCCAACGGCAUCAUUUUAGGCUACCAAAUAUCAUACUGCCUUUACAGCAGGGACCCUCUGCGGUGGACCACUGUGGAAGUGGGCUCCAAUGCUCGCCAGUUCACUGUCACAGGCCUCUCCUCUGAACACACCUACGUGUUUUGCCUCACAGCUCGCACUGCCAUGGGCUGGGGCGAGCAACAGGAGGCCCUGGUAAUUACCACUGAACGCAGAGAGCGCCCCCAACCGCCCAGGAAGCUUUCUGUUCCUCAGGAUGAGGUGGAGGCUCGCCGACUUCGUGUUUACUGGGCAACUGGUGGCUCGGGCUCCUCUCCUCUGAGGUACUUCACUUUGCAGCUCAAGGAGCUGCCGAAUGGGCCCUGGAAGACCCACACAGCUGACAUCCCACACAAUGUGACAUCCUGGACAGUCAACAGGCUGAAGCCCUUCACAUCAUACAAGAUUCGAAUGCUGGCCACCAAUGACGUAGGAGACAGUGUCCUCAGCAAGGAGACAGAGGCUGUUACUACUCUUCCGGAUGUUCCUAAUGAGCCUCCAGUGAUCCUCUCAGUGAAACCAACAACUACUACCUCAGUGAUGGUGCAGUGGAAGCGCCCCAGUGAAGACAGUAUUAAUGGAGUCCUGACUGGAUACAGGCUGUAUUACAGGGAGCUUCCUGUAAAUGGAUCCACUGCCAGGGAUGGCCGAGUCCAGACAACCAAAAACCAUAGCACAAGUGCCCUCAUUACAGGUUCAACACCAGAUGGAGCCAGCCACAGAAACGAAAUUUUAGCUGAGAAAAACUUCUACCGUGAGUCACCAGAAAUGGCAACACCGCAGAAACACAAAAUAGCAACCAAGAGCACCUUCAAGACAGUCAGCAGUGCCUCACUCACAGAGUUUGAGCUGACACAACUAAAGAAGUUCAAACAUUAUCAUAUUGUGAUGACGAGCUACAACAUUGUUGGUGAGAGCCGUCCAUCUGCUCCUGUUGAGGUGACUGUUGGAGAGGCAGCUCCUUCGGUGGCGCCUCAGUUGAUCAAGGUGUCAGCCAUGUCUCCCUCCACCCUGGAAGUGACUUGGGACAUGCCGCCUCUGGAGACCCAGAAUGGACUCAUCCAAGGCUACAAGAUUCAUUACUGGCAAAGAGACAACCAGAACCAGACUGAGAAGAUGAAGGUGAUUUUUGUACCAGAUACCUGUGUUCACCUCACAAACCUGACCAGCUACACACCAUACAUGGUCACACUGACUGCCUUUAACACAGCUGGGGAUGGACCUCCCAGUGACCCCCGCGGGGCCCGAACCCUGCAGUCUGCGCCCAGCCGGCCGAGCUACCUGACCUUCUCUGAAGUGACGGGGGAGAGCGUCAACGUGACCUGGGGUGCUCCACUCACUCCCAAUGGGCAAGUGGAAGGCUACCGGGUCAUCUAUCAGUCCACUGCUCCUGUACAAGGAGUGAGUAAAGUGGUGACAGUUGAUGUGAAAGGGAGCUGGCAGCGAUGGCUAAAAGUUCGAGACCUGAUCAAAGGAGCAACGUAUAUGUUUGGGGUUCAAGCUCUCACAGUCAGCUACGGAUCAGCAGUGGAAGCAAACAUCACAGCUCAACCUGUGAAAGGGUCCCCUGGACCGCCGGUGGAAAUGUCCAUCACCAAAACAUCCUCUGCCCUCACCAUCCACUGGUCAGAAGGAGACAUGGGUGCAGCUCCUGUUACUGGUUACAUUGUGGAGGCGCGUCCCUCAGAUGAGGGAGUCUGGGAUUCCUUCAUCCGACUCCUCCCUCCAGCCAGCAGGUCCAUCUCCAUGCCCCUGGAGCGUCUGAGGUUGGGAGUCAGCUAUGAAUUCAGAGUCAUUGCUGUGAAUCGCUAUGGUUACGGACAGCCAAGCGCACCCUCCAUGGCUCUUGCUGCAUUGUCGGAGCGUCCUUUUUAUGAAGAGUGGUGGUUCCUGCUGGUGAUGGCUCUGGUGGGCCUCAUCGUCAUCCUGGUCCUGGUCUUUACUCUGCUCUUGCAUGGACACAACACCAAAUACAAGGCCUGUAGUACAGGAAAGCACAUUACUCCAGGGGAGGAGUCAGUAACCCUUGACAAUGGAGGUUUUACUUCUCUGGAGCUAAACAGCAGAGUACUCAACACCAAGAACUCCUUCCUCAAAAAGAAUGGGACCAGAUCUCCACCCAGGCCCAGUCCAGGCGGGCUCCACUACUCUGAUGAAGAUAUCUGUAACAACUAUAACGGAGCCAUGCUCACUGAAAGCACCACACUCACAGAGAAACCCACUGAGGUCUCUGAAUCAGAGUUAACGGACAGCGACUACGAGGAUGAACAGCCAAAGCACUCCUUUGUCAACCACUACAUGAGCGACCCUACCUACUACAACUCCUGGAAGCGGCAGCCCAAAGGCCUCAAAGGGUCAGGAAAUCCUUUUGCCUACGAGGAGUGUGCCACCACUGACACGGAGCCCUACUAUCAGACGGUGGUGACGCAGCACAGCACAGGGGGAGCUUACACACCCACAGGACAGCCCGUGCACACACACAUCAACCCCAGCGCGAACCCGCCGGGGUCACGCACUCCUAUGACGGGGUUUUCUUCCUUCGUUUGACUCUAGAGACAGCAUUUGCACAAAAAAUGCACAAACACACACACACACCCACAUGGAUGAAAGGGGGUGCUGCCAUGUGAGUGGGCUGAAGGAACUGGGGACAAAGGAGCUGUCACAUCCCACAGAACUAAACUCACACUUCUUACUCGCCUUCGUCUCUGUUCAUGAAGACCCUGUGUUCAGUGUGUGCUCUUUUUCUGCGUGUGCUAAAACGCACUGUUACCGUCCUCAUUGUUCACAAAUUCUUACCAGCUUAUUUAACCAGAUACUCCUGUCUACUUCAGAGACUCUCCAUAGAGAGCCAUAAUGACUGUAUUUAUGUGUUGAGCCCAUUAAUGUCUUGCUAAGACCCCCCCUGGAGCUGAAGAAAGCUGGAACUUCUGCACAAAACUUCUCGUCUGUUUUCUGUACCUACACUUAAGUGCACAAGUCCCCACUUAACGCAUUCUCUGAUGCACUAUUUCAGCAUCUCCAGCUGAGAGACAGGAACUUAAAAGGCUGUGGGAGGAAAAAAACUGCACACAAGUGAGCUGUUUUUUUUUCACAGACUGGUCCAUGCACACAAACGUAGCGUUACCAGAUUUCAGAUACCACAGCAGACAAGAAAGGUGAAAAAUGUUUGAUAAUGACAGCUUUUUGAAUCUGAAAUGGACAGAGCGUGAGCAUGAGCAGAUGUUUUUCAGCACUUACCUGUAAUGUCAGAGUGUCGAGCGGUUUGGGAGAGUGAUGUUUGAAUUGGAAUACAGUACUUUGAAAUAUGUUCACACUUUGUUACAUUGCAACCUCAAAAUUCAGCUUUUAUUAUUAGGAUUUUAUGUGAUAGACUAUUACAAGGUGGUGCAUACUUGGAAAAUUAAAAGAAAAAGGAUAGUUUACAAACUUCCCAAAGAAAAACAGUGUGCUACACAUUUGUAUUCAGUCUCCUUGCAUCAGAACUUUUGCUGCAGCCACAGCUGCACAACUGGCAAAUCUACAGAUUAAAUCUACACAUUAAAAGUUUUUAUUUGCAAAAGAGCUGCUGCUCAGACAGGAUAGAGAGCUACUGUGAACAUCCUUUUCAAGUCUUGGCUUAAAUUUACCUCUUGACUGAGCCAUUCGUAAUAAGACAUGAUCUAAACUAUUUGUUGUAGCUCUGGAUGUUUUUAGGGAGGUGCUAACCCUAGCCCUUUUUUUUGCUAUGCUGUUUGUGUUGGAGAAGCAUCCCCAAAGAAUAAUGCUGCCACUGUCCUGUGGGUGCAUGGUGCAUUCAAGUUUCAAUCUAUAUUCAGUUGACUUCACUACAAAGACACAAUAUUGUUCAAACAGGUAAACUUUUUUUUCCCCUUUUUCAAUUAUUUCGAUUUGAUGUCUGCAAUACAUUCCAAUGAAGUUGAGAUAUUGUUUUACACAAUAACAUCCCAACAUCACUGGAAUUGGGUUUAUAUAAAGAUUAUAUUUACAGUUUACAUUACAUGAGAAUUUUGGGAUCAUCUGACUAGAGUUCUUUGAUCUUACUCCUAGGUCAGGGGUGCUCAAGUCCAGACCUCAAGAGCUACCAUCCUGUAACUAUCAGAUGCAUCCCUGUUCUAACACACCUGAAUCGUUACCAGGCCUGUUCAUAGCUGAGCCUGAUCUACUGGAGUAAGGCUGCAACUAAAAGUUGCAGGACGGUAGCUCUUGAGGACUGGACUUGAGCACCCCUGUCCUAGGUGGACUACAUUUACUAAGUAUUUGACACUUAGUACAUGUAGUGUCACUGGAUUUUAUUUAUGAGUAUCAGAGUGAAGAGGGUUAAUAAAAAAAAAAAAAAAAAAAACAGCACACCAUAAUUAAAUUACUUUUCAAUUUUUUUUAAUCAUUUACCCUUUCUUGUACUACUCUGUUUGUCCAACCCCUAACUUCCUACUUCUGGAGUGUGUGGUUUUAAUGUCACAAAUGUUAAAAAAGUUAGACAUAUUAAUACAUAUACUUUUAAAUGUAUAUGUAAAAAUUGUUUUUUGUUUUUUUUUUUUUUUUGUUUUUGUUUUUUUUUACUGUGUAAUUCCUGUCCUCCUUUUACCAGGAGGACAGGUAAGCUUCCUAAGCCAUAAUGCUUGCCCUGUGCUGAAGUAACAAACAUUUCAUGUUCAUUUUGCCCAGAUGUAAUUUUGUUUGUCCAGGUCUUGAGUGCGACAGGUGUGCCUACAAGCUAACAUGUGAAACAGUUCUGUGCUCACUAAGCUUGCGCUAAUGUCUGGGAAGUUCAUUGCACACCAACAUGUGCCAUAGUGUGUGUGUGUGUGUGUUUGUGUUUUAAGAUGGAUUUUGUACAAUUAAGCCCUUUUUACUUCUGUGUUUUAUGUAGUUCUGAUGUUUAUCAAGCAGCAAAAGAACACAGCAGGAGGAGGGAAAACAAGUCUGAUUUCUCAUUUUUUUUAAAAAUCAGAAAAAUUGACAGAGAAGGGAGCAAGUUUAAAGAUGCUUCAGAGGAGCAUUGUUCAGAUUUGAAUGUUAGAGCUCCCACAGGCUAAACAUUGGUUUAACUUUCAGGUAUUAGGUGACUGAUGCUCUCUGACUUGUUUCUCCACAUGUAAACAAAAUCCAUCUGUGAGAUUUUGCUUCUGAUUGAUUUAAUGGUUCUCUGGCCAAGCAACAGUGGUUAUCACUCUGACAUGCUUAUUAUCAGCCUCAUACAGUGUGAAUAAAUGAUCAUUGUAUAACA